AUGCAUUCCCCUGAAGCUGUGCAGCUCCAUGCCCACGGAUUUCACGAAGGCCUGCCUGUUCUCAGUACCGGACCUGUCCUCCCCACCCCGACCGUGGAGGAGAUGUGCGAGGUCUAUCCGGUCGGGCGUACGGGGAAUCUGCUUCUUCCACGCACAGAUCGGAACCGAAGGCAUCUUUCCGUCUUUGUGGGGACGCCUCCUGGAGCUCCGAUCCUGGAACCGUGUCCCAUUCCUCUCCUGGUUGAUGAAUGGCUGCACGGUCCUCUUCUUCACGCCAGGCUGGCUGCCUCGCUGGGCUUUCCCUCUGGGGUGUUCUCUGCCUCUGCUGUUCGGGGAGUCCUCCCAGGACUGCCAGGUGAGCAAAUUCUUCUGACCCCCGUUGCCUGCUCCUGGCGACAAGUGUGGCUGCCUGUGGAUCUGCGUCAAAUCGGAGGCCGUAUCUGUAUGCUUCAGUGCCCUCGUGACUCUACUUGCAGAGCCAUUGCCCAACUUGCCCUUUCCGCCCAAUCCUUGCAAACUGAGGUCGACCUUCUCCUUGCUCGAUGCCCGUGGGGCUGGUUGACUCUUGUGUCCCAGCCCCUUUUCUUGCAAGAUGUUGACACUCUGCAAUUCCAGCUCGGGCCGUCUACGGGAGCGCUGGAAGGGCCUAUAGGUGCCUCACUUGACCCUCCGCUGUCACUGUUUUCGACCAUGCAGGUCAGUUUGCCCUCCGCUCCACUCAAUCAAGAGGCUUUCCCAGGUCACUCACACAACCAGGCCAUCCUCAUCACCCCGAAUGGCCUGGUCUAUGUCGAAGCCCCGGUCUUUGCGGACGCAGCCACAUUUAGGCGCAUCGUCUCGACUCGGGCCUCAGCCAGUGCCACUGGAGGGAUCAUGCGCAUUUGGCAUCCUCUUCCUUCCCUGCCACUUGUCCAGUUUCUGGAAAUCCACUGCGUGGGCGACGAAGUGCCGUGCAUUUUGGAUUUCCGGCCUGUGGGAUGGCGUCUUACUACGGUGUGUCUUACCCCGCCAGUCACAGCUGUCGCGGCUGUUGCCGCUGCCUCGACCCGUGAACGUAAUAGCCUCCCCCUUGAAUGGGUCGAACAAUGUGCUAGAGGGGGUUUUGGUCUGCUGCACAGGGAGUUGGCAGUUCUCCCUGAUCAGGUUAUUUCAGGGAGUUUUCCCCUUGUCAUCAUGUUCUUCCCACAUGUGUUCCGUCAGGACUCCUCCUCUUCGUCAGAGGAGCAGGUUGGAGGCUGGGAUGGCCCGGAUACGUCGGACACCAUUUCGGCGCUACAGCAUACCCUGCUGCCUUCACCUGCCCGCGCUGCCACACUUCCAGCAUGCACUGGGAUUUCGCCUGAAGCUUUCCUGGCUCCCUCAGGUUUAAGCCCUCCAGAGCCGGCUGCCGAACCCAGCUCCGCCGGGUCAGCCGUGGUGUCUUCCGCUAUGUGGAUGCAGCACAUCUUGAUCGGCAUUUGGCUCAUUCAUGACCUUCCGCUCGGCCACGGGGCAUGUUCUGUGUGGAGUUUUACUCCCCUUCUCCUGUUAGUGUGGUCUAGUACCGCUGUUCAGACCCGUAGCGAGCCCUCUUCCCCUCAUGCCUUUGUGGUUGCAGCCUCCAGAGCCCCCGACCGUCAUGUUGCUGCCCCUGCGGGGGUCCACGCUCAUCUUCAGGCCUCUUGGCUACAAGUUGGGGACUUCGGUGAUGGGACGCUGUGGCAGACGCUCCCGCUCUCAGGGGUGAGCUUCUCUAUCACUUGCCGGUUGUGGGUCCCGGGCUCCUUUGUUCGCCUUGAGUUCGCCAACACAGCUAGUGCCAGAGAGUCCUCUGCGGAACUCUACCGCCGAGCUAUCCAGCUCGGCCGCCCCCAUAUCGUUGCUGCAUCUGCGGGACCUACACUCGAUGCGGUCCACUUAGUCUCCCUGCCACCCAGGAGCUCUACGCUGACCGUGCUUUUUGAUGUUGGGGUUGAUAUCGUAUGCGUUGAGCUCCCCCUUGAUUAUUCUGCCGAACAGGUCCUGGCAGCCGCGCAAGGUGCAGCAGAUUCGACCGACAUUCAAAUCCUUAAGGGUUCGGCCCAUAGGCUUAGACAGGGUGAUGUUAUUAAGGUUGUGGUUAAUUCCGCUGCCCAAACUUUUGAUGUCUCGGCCUUCACUCUGCCACACGGUGUCCCUUCUGCGUCCCGAUGGUUGCAUGAGACGCGUGUCGUCUCUCUGCUUCACUCAGGAGAAGGCGUCCUCUCCUUUGAGGUGCCUCGUGCGGCUGAGGUCGAUUCCGCCCUUCUUCAUGCCCUUCUGCGGCAGGUCCUGCCUGGGAAGCAUAUUUUCAUUGAGAUUCCCGAUACCGAGGCCCUUCCCCAUGCCACGUUUGCUGCAGUGAGUUCGGGGCAAGACUGCAUCAUUUAUCGUCUAACUGACGCCUCUGUCCCGACGGCCCCGGGGCUCUUUCUUGCAUUCUCUGGAGUAUUUGACUCCUUUUCUGCCUUCUUGGAGAGUCUCCUCAGCACUGGGCGGCCCGCCGCCGGGCUCCUCCGCAGCUUGCGCACCUUUGGUCUCUCUGUGCUCACCUGGGAAUGCACCACCAUCCCUACCCGUGACGAUUGCCACUUCUGGUAUGUCCAUGUACAAGCCGAUUUCGCGCGGGCGCGCCGCCACGCUGUGCAUUUCUUUGGGCACCCCCGCGCCAUUCGGCAACCUUCUGUGCUGCCCCCGCCUCGGGCGAGAGCUUUCACACAUGUGGGUGUUCAAACCAAUGCCCCCUUUAUCACGGCUAGCACCCAGGCCGCUGUGUUGCAAUCACCCCCGUCCUCAUGUGGGGCAGGAGUUGUGCCAGAUUCUGCGUCUGAGCUUGUUAGCCUGUGGUGUGAUUCUUGGCACAUUAAAUGUAUCGUGGCCUGCAUUCCAGGUUUCACUGUCUGGGCACUGAGGGAAGGCGGCCGCCUUGUUGGAAUGUGCACUCCUGUCCCGACCUGGGAAGCUGUUACUCGAGCACUUUCCCUCUCUCUUUGGGAACUUCCCCAGACCUUCCUCUCUGAUAACAAUCAGGUCUGGCCGUACCCUCGGGAUCUUGCGGACGUCACCAGGAAGUGCGUUAGCGUGGGAUACGAUUCGCCCGAGGGCGUUUCGCAACUGCUGCGUCACUGCACAGCACCUUCUCCCAGCCCACCGCCCUCUCCCCCUGCCUCUCAUUCCGCUGCACUUGGCUUAGCUUGUCUUAGUAAGGGUAAGCCUUGGCUGGGGUUUCUACUCUUUGCUAUGCAUGCGGGAUCUGUGCAGCUCGCGAUCACGUCAACUGCCCUCACUUCACGAGUGGGAGCCGAUGAUCCUCUGCUUCCUCGGCGAGACUUUACGCGGACCUGCACCCUCUCCUGGACUCAUGAGCUAGGGCGUCAGACUUAUGGCUUUGCGGUUGCCGCCCCCCAACUCGGCGCUUAUGUGGAAUGCACCUCACCGUGGCCUGAGGUUCAAAUCCAUCUGUGGUUGCCAGGCCAAGGUCCGGUUCACAUGCGAGUUGGUGCCCGCCACAUGGACAUGCACCUCAGCGCCUACUUGGGUGCUUUCCUGCCCGAUUGCGAAUACGGUCUUCAUGUUGCGUACGACUCCAACCCCCAGGUCCUAGACCUGGUCGUCGCGCCUCCUUCUCCUGUGGCGUGGUGGAUCCUGAGAGACUCUAUUGGGUGCGAGUUGCUUCGGCCGGUCAUCCAGCACUACACUUCGCAUUGCUCCUUUUUCUUCUGCACAGUUGAGCCCGACGGUGUUGUUCUUAGUGUUGAGCCCUCAGCCGAAGUCCGACAAAUGUCCCCGAGCCCGCAUCGGGCUAGAGCUUUGAUCUCGCGUGCCCUGCCCGGCCUCAUUGGUCAGGUGAUCGAUGGCACGCUGCUGAUUGUUGCAGCUAAAGCAGGGCCCCCGGUUCUUGGUCAUCUGGCAAUGCUCUUGUUAACUUAUCAUGCGGCUGCGAUGCAACCACCGCAGGCGCAUCAACUAGUACCGGUCGCUGAGGUUGCUCCCACACCGUCCACCAUGCGCAUCUGGACCUUAAAUGUGCCGCAGCCAGUCGACCUGCCUUGGCGUCCCCAAGGGUAUCAGACCCGCUGGCUCCGUGAGUUGAUGUUCUGGCUCCUCCAUUGGGGCGCCGCGGCGGUCGUUACCUUCGGCCACUCGCCCUUCAAUUGGGAGGUUGUCUCCGCUCACCUCCGCACUCUGUUUCAAGGCGGCCAAUUGCCGGAGCGGUGCCCGACACUUGCUUAUGCUGGCCAGUUCUAUGCCCCUGGCACGGUUUUGCCGGAUUUCCCCUCGGGUGCUAUUAUCCAGAUUUUAGUUGGGGCCCUUGAGCGGCUACCUGGGGACGACGACCCCUGGAACCCGGAGCCUUUCGUUGUUGAAAGUCCUUACUUUCGUCACAUUCCUAGUCGAGGCCCUGCGCUUGAACCGGCCAUUGUUCUGGAUGGUCAUGGCAACAGGUUGGCUGCUGGAGCUCUGCAAACCUCUCUGGUCGAUCAAGGUGUUCAAACCGACCUUUCCGGAAAUGGCACUGGCCUUGAUCAUGCCACUGUCUCCAGGGUGCAUCACCUCUCCCAGGAGCUCUCGUUCCACACUGCUCGGCUCUGGGCCGGCCUCGCCGAGCCUGAUGCCGAGCCGGCAGGCGAUAAUCCACCUGUCCUGAGACUCUCCUCCCAGAGUGCAUGCGCGGCUGAUACCUCUACGGCCGAUCUCUUGGAUCUCAGCGAUGCAGCAGGUUCUCAGGCUGUGUGCAGACUGCCGUGGGCAGCUUUGCUUCUUCUUAGCGUUCAGGUACCUCGCGCCCUUGGGGCAGUUGGGAGUCUCCUUGUCCUUGCUACCCUCAACUCGGGGUCCAUCAUUACACCACCGCAGGCCAGCUCUGAGGAAGAGCAGGUUAAUGAUACUGCCCCUCCGGCUGUGCAGGCCACUAAUAUGUCAGCGGCGGACUGGGCCCCCGCACCCGUUGUGCGACCGGCCGGCCCUCCCCCGCCAGAGCCGGUGAAUGCUCCCUUCCAACCUCACAUGAUGUUUCUUCGCGCGGCGAGGCCACUUGAGGAUUAUGCCUUGAGACAAUGGCCCUCCACGGUAGACAGGGAACCUGCGGCCGAUGAAGAUACGGUGCGGAGAGUCCAGGCAGACCUCCAAGGUCUUCGAUGCGGGAUCCGAACACUUGCAGCCGCGAUCCCACUCGGCACGCCCUUUUGCAUCCAUAACCCGUUCACCGCACGGCAGCAGUGUGAGAUGGUCGAGUAUUCAGCGGGCCCCGAAAUUAAUCCCUUCGUCCUCUUCGCGGGUCAUGCUAGAGGCCGCGGCUGGGCUGGUCUGGUGCUCCUCCAGCCUCAGCCCGAUGCCAGGGCAGUUCAUCUCAUUGGCUGUCCUCAGGCGCCCGGUAACGUAGCUGUAGGGGUCGCUAUUGAGCACCGCUUAAUUCCCUGCUGCCUCCCCGCGACAGUUGAUAUCGCUGCCCUCAGGGCCCUGCGCUUGGAUGGCACUGAAUAUGACCUUCGGCCGCCUGAGGUACAGGAAGGAACGGUGAAUGCGGGCGAGGGCGAUGCCAGCCCUGCUGACGAAUCCUCAGCCAUAGCUGCCUCACCAUCUCUCUGGGUGUCUCAGGUCUGGUGGCCGAGCCUGCUCCGUGGCCGGCGCCGCGACAUCAUCGCCCGGCUUCCCCGCCGCAUGGGCCUGAGUGGGACCGGGGAGACUCCCCACUCGCAAGUCUGGGCGCAGUUCCGCAAUGAUGACCCGGGUUGGGCUGAAGACUUCUUCCCCGUUUGGCCGGGGCCGGCAUUCAAUGAACUUUCCAUCGUCCCAAUUGGACGCGAUCCAGCUUUGGUUACAUUGAUGCUCAUCUGGCGGGGCCACCACCGGGCCACAAUUGUUCCCCGCACGAUGACCGUGGACUGGAUUACGUCCUUCACGGCCAGACAUAUCAAUAGUGCUGUUGGGGGUGUGUCUCUUCCCCACGGGCUUGCCGUCUGCGAACUUUUUGAUGUUCCACCUGCCGCGUUUAGGUUCCGCAACGGGGACGUCGUGUAUGUACAUGAUCCACCAGAUGACCCCGAUGAGCCACUUGAACUAGUUGAGCCCUGGCAUCUACAGGAUGGCCUGGCUGCACAUCACGCCCCUUGGGCGGUCGGAUUUCAGCUUAUGUUCCCGAUUUCAGUCCAUUUGCUGCGACCUGAAAAACCGCCCUUGCUCACCACUAUACCGGCUGGCGAAUCUUGGUGCCCUGAAGCGUUCUCCUUUUCAGGUGAGUUCCAGCACCAUUUUCCGGGCAUGUGGACACCUGUCCAAUGGACGAGUGCCCGUGCCCUGCAGCUUAUUGAGGUCAACGGGGUCGCUGCUCGAGUCAAUGUUGUCGCGGCCACGCCAGAGGGCCGACUAUGCCGUACUGUCGACCGCAUUGCCUCCCGGCACAGCGUUGCUGACCAGCUACACUUCUGCCCGGAUUCGAUACAAGUUGGCGGAGUGCCUGCGUAUGCCUUGGACCAGGCCUGCGAACUCAGGCUUACCGAGCUGGUGGCUCGGUGUGACCCUCACCACCUUGCAUCUGAGCCGGCAGCGGCAGACGAUCCUCCCUGGAGUGGCAUUGCCCUGGGCUGCACCUCAUCUGCCAUAGGGGGCCCACAGUCGUGGUGGCGGGGCUCUCUUUGCUGCCCCAUCCUUCCUGGUGUCUCGGCCGCCCUCCUGUUUUCCGGCCUACGCGGCAUUGCCCUUCUGGCGGCCACCGCGUGUAUCCCUGCUUCUCAAGCCAUGCUUCAACAAGCGUCCGCCUCGUCAGCCACCGUCCCGGCCGCUGCAGCUCCUCGCGUCACUGUUAUGGUUGCUAACCCUUUUGCCCCUUGGAAUCGGGUCGAAGCCGACCCGCGCAACCUCUUUGACGAUGUCGUCGCGGAUGCGCAUCACACUUUAGCAUCUUGGCAUCAGGGUUUUGCAGCUACGGGACUUGUGCUGGACAGCACCCAGGUUGUUGUUCCCUUACCCGGGCGUCGUCUGGUCUGCUUGUUGGUGCAAGGCGUGGGUCAGCUGCUGUGCGUUAUCCUGCCAGCCUUCAUGACCCCGCGGGAUCUCACGCAAGCCAUUCAAAUGCCGCAGACUGCCAGAGUCCUCUGCCCACUGCGGGGCUGGAGCGAGCUCUUGUUCAUUAACCUGGCCGGCACCUGGCGGGAAGUGGAGCAUGAAGGUGCUCGGCACUGUGGUCUCUGGUUGCCAGCUGGUCUCUUCCUUUUCGGUUUGACUCUGGUGGGCCAGUAG
Symbiodinium sp. CCMP2592 is the source of this 7236-nucleotide messenger RNA. Lineage: Eukaryota; Dinophyceae; Suessiales; Symbiodiniaceae. The record is from the annotation of a GenBank genome assembly.